UUGGGGAUCACGAAUUCUGGGUAUAACAGUAGAAGGACAAGGAAGCAGGUGGCAGGUCAAUGGAUUUCUCUUUACAUAGUUCUGUUUAUAGAGUUUAGUUUUGGAGGCGUGUUAGUAUUUUAUACAACAAAUUUAUAUCUAAAUCAAUGGAGGGCAAAACCCUAAAAUAGAAACAAACAGAAACAAAUGAACUCAAAAUUUUUCAAAUGUGUGAUAUAACCCUCUGGUAGUGGCAAAAAAUGAACAUAAUUGCAUUUUGAACACAGUACUUUGAAUAUCUGUCUUGUCAUUCUAAAGAAAAAAAGAACUGCAAAAGAUCUAUUUUUUGCAUACUCUGUUUUUUGAGUAGUCCAUUGAGUAGGUCUGUUAUUCCCAUUUGGUGAAGUAGUACAUGGUGACCUUCCUUCAGUGCAUAGGAUGGUUGAGCAAAUAAGUUAAUAUACCAAGGAGGUUGAGAGUCAGAUUUCUUAACUUUAUUAAGGGGGUAUUACUAAUAUGGAAAUGGAGAAGAUUAAAAUCAACGCUGGUGUUGUAUUGGAAUGGACGGUAUCACUAUGAAUUCAUAAUUUUUUACAAACGAACUAAUUUUUAUAAACUAAUUUUUUACAAACUAUACACGUGAUUAUAGAGAGAGAUAUAGAUAUAUAACAUUUAUAUCCAUAUCUAUGUCUAUAUAUUUAAUAACACUGUCAACUUAAAAUGGAAUAUACAGUGGUGCGUCACAAGAAAUGAACAUUUCUUGCAACCAUACCCGGUCUCUAAAUACCAUUCCCUACUGAAAGACUUCCUUGAGAAAUGGAUGAUUUUUAGGACUUAGGAGGAAGAUAAGAAAGUAUAAGAUGAGUCAGCCUGGAAAUUAUGUGCCAAAAGUAAAGAGAAAGGUCCCAAAUGAUAAAGGUUACACAGGAGCAAACCAAAAAAUAAUGAUAGAAAUUAUAGCCUAUUGAAUAAACAUGUAUCCAAGUGUAGAUACUGAAAAUAGACAUAGGUAGAUAGAUAAUUAGAUACAUGUGGCAGAAGACCCAGUUUUUUUGUAAGUAUACAAUGUCACAUGACAAAUUUAAAAAAGUGAAGUUAAAAAAUCAUUAAUUUGCCACUAUGACAGUAACACUUGAAUCAGGUAAGAAACAAAAAGUAUGAUAAAAUGGGUAAAAUUGGAUGAGGAACAGAAUAUUUACACAGUUUCAAAAUGUCUCCCCAUAUCUUUUUUCCUAAUUAGAAGCUAAAAAAAUAAUAACUUUACAGUUGGUAAUCUUGGCAGACACAACUUUAAACAAGAGAUAUAGUUAUAAUCUUUAAUUAUUGAACCAUCUGACAUCAUGUGCUUCCCAUUGUGAUUCACUAUGAUGGAAUCAACAUCACCUUUGUAGUAUGCCCCACCAAAAACUCUCUAGUAAUCUGAAGUGUAAUGAAAGAACAUCAGACAAACCCAACUUGAGAUCCACCAUGAAAAAUAAGCUGCUUCUACUCUUUAAAAUGUCAAUGACAAGAAGGACAAACAAGGGCUGAGAAACCAAUCUUUACUAAAAAAGAUUAAAUAGAUAUGAUAAUUAAAUGCAACGUGUGAUCCAGGGUUGGUUCCUGCACUAGCAAAUUCCUAUCACCAACAUGCGAUAUUAUCGGAACAAUUGGAAGGAAUGAAAUAGAGUUGUAGAUAAAGAAAUGUGAUUGUCUUAAUUAAAAAAUUGUGCCUUCCUAAUGCAGAUUAAUUUUUUCACUGGGGAGGUAUAAUAUCUGAACAGAGGGUAACUUUGAAAGUGUAUGCACAUAAUAACAUAGCCUCAAAGACUACAGCACAAUUGAGGAGAAAACAUGAAGGGAAAGAAAUGGAAUAAUCCUGACAGAGUUCAAAAAUCUUUCUAGUAAGUAAUUUCAAAUGUUUAUAAGAAUAGCACUUCUUGGUGCCCACUGCCCAGUCCUAUUUACCAUGCCCAUUCAGAAUUAUAGACCUACCUUUAGAGGUUCAAUCCUUUAGGUCAAGACCUGGCCCUCCAGGGGUGCUGAACAUUUAGGGGACACUAGAAUUUUUACCAGUAAGUUACUUUCCAAAGAGACUCCCCGAGCAAUAAGUGUAGGUCAUUUUCCUCUGGGAAUCAGUUUCUGGGAUCUUGAGAUAGAACACUGGCAGAGAUUUUAAGCAGGUACCUGGGAAAACGGGGCAUGGGGAUGACAAGAUGAGGUCAAUAGUGCAGUUAGGAGGUGGGAAAAUUCCUGGCAAAGUCCCUGAUGGGUCUCAAACAUCUGGAGGUGGAACUCACUUGGAAGUGACUUCCUAAGGCCCCUCCCAUCCUGGUUCAGAGUAGCUUCUCUGCGGAGAGUGUGGUGAUUACUCGGACAGAGAAGGGUUAAGGGGAUCUCACUAACCCCUCCUUCCUGCUGCUCCUGGUUAGGGAGGGUGAAGACAGAAUAGCUAGUGGAGCAAGCACCCAGAAGGAGGAGCAGAAGGGCCAGAAGCUACAAACAGAAGAGAAGACAGGAUCCACUUCUCACCUCUUCCCAAGCUGCCUGCCAGCGCAUUUCCUUGGCAGCCAGGGCAGCGCGUCUUCUGGGCUCACAGGUCGCUGUGCACGACUCAGAGAAGAGCACAGGGCUCUGGGCACUGGACCCGGCUCCGCAGCUGGUACAGGAGGGAACAUGGCGGGCCAGCGGGCACUGCUGCUAGCUGGCUUUCUUCUGUCUGGGUUCCUGCUCCCAGAGGCCGCCGAAAUUCUGACUGUAUCCUCACUGGGUGGAAGCCAUUAUCUACUGCUGGACCGGGUAUCUCAGAUUCUUCAAGAUCAUGGUCAUAAUGUCACCAUGCUUCUUUAUGGAGGAGAUUAUUUAAUCCCAAAAAAGAAGGAAAAUGCAUACCAAGUUAUCAGUUGGCUUCUACCUGAGGAUCAUGAAAAAGAAUUAAAGGAACAUUUUGAUUCCUAUAUGAAGGAAGCUUUGCAUGGCAGAGAAGCAUUUGACACCUUUGUAAAGUUAAUGGAACAAUUGGGGAUUCAAUGCAGUGAUUUGCUAAGGAGAAGUGAUAUCAUGGAUUCUUUAAAAAAUGAGAACUUUGACCUGGUAUUUGUUGAAGCAUUUGACUUCUGUUCUUUCCUGGUUGCUGAGAAGCUUGGGAAGCCAUUUGUGUCAAUUCUUCCCACCCCAUUUGGCAGUGUGGACCUUGGGCUACCAAACCCGGUGUCUUAUGUUCCGGUAUUCCAUUCCUUGCUAACCGACCACAUGGACUUCUGGGGCAGAGUGAGGAAUUUUCUGAUGUUCUUGGAUUUCUUCUUAAGGCAAUGGCGAAUCCAGUCUACAUUUGACAACACCAUCAAGGAACAUUUCCCGGAAGGCUCUAGGCCGGUUUUGUCUCAUCUUCUAAAGAAAGCAGAGCUAUGGUUUGUUAACUCUGACUUUGCCCUUGAAUUUGCUAGGCCCCUGCUUCCCAACACUGUGUAUGUUGGAGGCUUAAUGGCCAGACCUGUUAAACCAGUACCACAAGAAUUUGAGAAUUUUAUCAGCAAGUUUGGAGACUCUGGUUUUGUUCUUGUGGCCCUGGGCUCCAUGGUGGGCACCUAUCAGUCCCAGGAAGUUCUCAUGGAGAUGAACAGUGCCUUUGCUCAUCUCUCCCAAGGGGUGAUAUGGAAGUGUAAGCUUUCUAAGUGGCCCAAAGACGUCAAAUUGGCAGCAAAUGUGAAAAUCGUGGACUGGCUUCCUCAGAAUGACCUCUUGGCUCACCCACGCAUCCGUCUUUUUGUCACCCAUGGUGGGUUGAAUAGCAUAAUGGAGGCCAUCCAACAUGGUGUGCCCAUCGUGGGGAUUCCAGUCCUUGGAGACCAGCCUGAAAACAUGGUCCGAGUAGAAGCCAAGAAGUUUGGUGUCUCUAUCCAGUUAAAGCAGAUCAAGGCAGAGGCAUUGGCUCUGAAGAUGAAGGAAGUCAUAGAAGACAAGAGGUACAAGUCAGCAGCGGUGGCCGCCAGCAUCAUCAGGCGCUCCCACCCCCUGACCCCUGCCCAGAGGCUGGUGGGCUGGACCGACCACAUCCUCCAGACAGGGGGUGCAGCCCACCUCAAGCCCCAUGCCCUGCAGCAGCCAUGGCAUGAGCAGUACCUGCUGGACGUCUUCUUGUUCCUGCUGGUGGUCACCCUGAGCACCCUGUGGCUCUGCGGGAAGCUGCUGGGCAUGGUGGCCAGGUGGUUGUGUGGGGCCAGGAAGCUGAAGAAGGCUUGAUGGGGGUGCAUCCUUGAUGGGUAUUUGAGAAGCCACUGGUUCUACAAAGUCUCCAACCAUAAAGGAAACCCCUAGUGUCUCCCUGUAUUCCACCUGAUGGUGGCACAUAAAUUGCUCUUCAAUGCUGCCUGUGUUUAAAAAUUCUUGGGACAUCUGGGUGGCUGAGCCGGUUAAGCGUCUGAC
Lynx canadensis (Canada lynx) is the source of this 4383-nucleotide messenger RNA. Its product is annotated as UDP-glucuronosyltransferase 3A1-like. The transcript has 7 exons. The record is from RefSeq and is a predicted model, not a curated record. Bases 2635 to 4200 code for a protein of 521 amino acids. Gene Ontology annotation, molecular function: UDP-glycosyltransferase activity. Lineage: Eukaryota; Metazoa; Chordata; Mammalia; Carnivora; Felidae.